GUCCAUUACUUGCUCUCUCUCUCUCUCUCUCUCUCUCUCUGGGACUGCUCUCUCUCCACUGUGUGCUUGACUGCUUGGUAGCAGGCUUUCCCCACCCCUCCUCUACACACACCACUACUCCGCUCACCUCCGUCUUCCUCCCAUUCAUCUACCAAGAAACCCCUUGUCGCUGCCGUGCUGACCGAGAUGCUGGGUCGGAAUCGGAGGGGGAGGGGGAGGGGAAGAGCCGGGGCGGAUCCGCCGGGCGACGGCGUCGGCGUCGAGGAGGUGACCACGGAGCUCGUGUUCGAGCAAAACAGGCCCAUUUGCGCGCCUCUGCAGCAAAAACUUAGUGAUGUCCCCGUACUCAAAUUUAACCUGGGAGCAGAAAUUUUGGAAGUUGAAUACCAUAGGGUCAUCACAGAGAUUAACAAGAGAGCUAGCAAAAUAGCCCCUGGGCUGUACAUGAACAAACCAAUAACACCCAUCCAAAAUCCACAAAACUGUCCAAGGCCCUAUAACUAUGAUGAUCGAACCAAGUGGGGACAUAGCUACUAUACCGUUGAGAUGAGGUUCCACCGCAAACGUCCGCAUCCAUAUCGUGGAUUGAGGAUUCAGAUCAUCUUUAGGGACUAUGAUGGUUAUAUGCUUGGGUAUCGGAGGCGUAUGAAUGGACACUGGACCAACUGGUACUACUGCAGCAAGAAAGAGUUCCCAAUCCCUUUCUUUAUCCAAGAAGGCGCGAUAAAACUACCAUUCCGAGAAGACUAUGUCAUGAAGCCUCUUAUUGGUGGAGCUAAAACAUUUAUGAAUAUCUUUAAACAAUUUGCACGAUACCCGGAAAUGGGAAACUCACAAGAGCUAUUAGAGGCGUUUCUUUCCGCUGUGGUGGUUCUGUCAGAGGCAAGGCGCAUCAUUUGGGUAUUUAGGGAAGUGAAGAAUCGGAUCCGACGAAAUGAAGCACCAUCAGAUCUUGACUGUAAGGUCCCUGGAAAGGAACUCCCCACUGGAUUGGCUUGGACCUCAAUUGGAGACUGGACCAUGGACAGUAAACAGGUUUUAGGUUCUGCGUUCAAGGGAGAAUAUACGCCACGUACCGGUCAAAAAUUCGCGGAAACUGUGGUACCUGUCAAGACGUUUGGGCAGCUUAUCUCACAAGAUGAAGAAUCUGGACACCUAAGCCUACUGAUGCGCGUGGAGAAUAUAGCAGCUCCCGAGGGUGGGUGGGUGCUCACAAGGUUGAAGAUGAAGGUGAAUAAUCCUGGACUUCGAGUCGUUGACCCAGGAUUCCCUGAUGAUCCAGAAUUAUCUGAUGAUGAGUGAUCAGUUAGCUUGAUGCUGCUGCAUGCCCAAGGAGGAGGAAAGGAGAAGAAAGAAGAUGGCCAAGAAUUGCGGGGUGGGUUUCAGUCUGAUCGUAUCGCCGUGUGUCAAUUGUCAAGUCGCAAGUUUAAUUUCGUCUUAGUUAGUGUUGAACCCUAAAGUUGCAAGUUUCAAUAUUAUCCUCUUGGAAAGAAUUAUGUUGUUUUCUACCUUGUGUGUACUCGAGAACAUAUCGUUAUGUGAUGCACCUGGUUAUUUCUGUAUUGUAGUGAAUUGCUCUGCUUUUGCUUUUGUUUAACAAUGAAGCAAACAAGAUAGAUUGUUUCGAUAA
Molecule: messenger RNA, 1630 nt
Organism: Triticum dicoccoides
Lineage: Eukaryota; Viridiplantae; Streptophyta; Magnoliopsida; Poales; Poaceae
Exons: 4
Coding region: 187-1302 (371 amino acids)
Biological process (GO): negative regulation of translation
Molecular function (GO): rRNA N-glycosylase activity
Source: RefSeq, a predicted model, not a curated record